GUUUUUGAUAAUGGUAACACUUGUCUUAGAUCUCUAUGUGCCGGCAUCGCACGUGAACGUGUCGGAAAAUCGAAAUAAAUUAUCUAAAUCAUCAUGUCUGACGAAUAUUUUUAUGGCGUUACCCUGUCAUCGUCACAUCAGUCCGAGACAUGGGACCCUGAAGCGAAAGCAGACUACCCUCGAAGCAAUAAACUUCUUAUUCGUACAGCUUUACUUGGUCCUGACGCUAAGCCAGAUGAACUUAAUGUAGUACAGGUUGAAACAAUGUGCCUACAAGAUUCUAUUAAAAUCCCAGUGGCCAUCUUGAAGGUUGGGGAAACAAGACAAGCUCGAUUGGAUAUUGAGUUCCCAGAUGCACCAGUUACAUUUACACUCACACAGGGUUCAGGUCCAGUGCAUUUAAUUGGUCAACACUUACUUGGUGCUUUGGUUGAGGAGUUCGAAGAUAUGGAAGAAAUGGAAGAAGAGAUGCUGGAUGAGGAAGAAGGUGAUGACUCACAAUUCAAGGAAGAUGAAAAUAAAAGGAAAGCAGCUGGCAAGCGCAAGACGAAUGAGGAUGAAGAUGAUGAAGACGGUCAAGAAGGCCCAAAGAGUAAGAAAUCAAAAAUGGCAAACAAUGCCAAAGGCAAAGCUGCGUCACCUAAGAAAAACGCUAAGAAGUAAACUUAAUGUCGCUACCUAUCUUUGCCACACUGUAUACUACAAACAGUGAGUACCACACACCCUAAGGCGAAAGCCGUGGUAUUUUUUCUCUAGACGCGAGUAAUUCUACAAUUAAGUAUUAUUGACUUCUUACUGAUUUCUAGUAAAAUCAAAUUAUAUUAUGGCAUUUUGAUAAUGCCAUUUCUAGUAAAUUAUUUACUACUAAAACAGUUAUACCUCAUCCACUUAAACCUUGCAAUAAUUUCAUAUGUAAUAUUGCAGCUUUGUCAGUGAAUUGCCAUGCUGUUUUAAGACUGAAUUCAUUUAAUGGAUAAUAUUAGGCAAUUUGUUUGUAGUUCACAGUGUGGCUUUGUCAUCAUAGUUUUAACAUAGUAUGAUAAUAAUAGGUUAACUUGUAUGAUGUGAGGGAGUGUUGUGUGAAUGCUUGCAAGAGUUAUGUAGACUGGGGCCCAACUACAGUUUGACAUUUUUAAAUACUAUAUAUAUUAUAAUAAAAGUGCUAGGAAUUAAUCUCAGACAAAUGGUGCAAUGCAGCUAUGACUUUCAAAUUGAAAGAAGCUUGCAGUUUAAAACACCAAGCCAAAUUUUUUUGGUGUUAUGAGUAUAUACCAUUGUCAUCACCUAUAAGAUCUCUACAGAUAUAAUUGGGUCACCAGUCACUUAAGACACCUAUCCUUGUAGUAUUUGUGUAGGUUCUAUACUUAUAGCCAUUACACUCUAAGGAUGAUGUCUUACAAAACAGUACUAUUGUACUAAGUUUUUUAACAUAAUUUUUUUUCAUUCCUGUGUUAUAGCAUUGAUAAGUUUUAAAUUCAUGCAAAUGUAUUUAAGUUAAUUUAAGCGUAAUCAGUGUACUGCCGGAUGACAUGUAGUUAAAACCUUAUGAUUUUUCAAUACGAAAAGAAAACUGAUAAUCUAUUAUUUGUUUGUACAUAUACAUAUUACAUAAGAAUGUAAUAGAAUAAACCUUUCUAAGCAGA
Molecule: messenger RNA, 1643 nt
Organism: Pieris brassicae (large cabbage white)
Lineage: Eukaryota; Metazoa; Arthropoda; Insecta; Lepidoptera; Pieridae
Product: nucleoplasmin-like protein
Exons: 6
Coding region: 94-663 (189 amino acids)
Biological process (GO): chromatin remodeling
Cellular component (GO): nucleoplasm; nucleolus; cytoplasm
Molecular function (GO): chromatin binding; RNA binding; histone binding
Source: RefSeq, a predicted model, not a curated record